Molecule: messenger RNA, 1457 nt
Organism: Pyrenophora tritici-repentis Pt-1C-BFP
Lineage: Eukaryota; Fungi; Ascomycota; Dothideomycetes; Pleosporales; Pleosporaceae
Source: RefSeq, a predicted model, not a curated record
GCGACAACCGCGAAACUAUUCCACAAUCGCAAGCGCAGUGAUAAAACGGUAACAUGAGCGAACAACAGCUUCCUCUGGCGUCGGCCGAAGAUGCAUUGCCUACGGAUCUGUCCACUUUCAACGUCGCCGAUCUCAUCAAGACGCCGCACAAUGCGCGACUGCACAAGGAAGUGCAAAACCUCAAGAAGCUCAUCAACGAGCUCGUAGACUACCAGGUUGCGCAUCCAAAGAAUCCUAAGCCAGUGUCGCGUGAAGAUAUUGACAGGGAGAAGGAGGCGACGCGAGAAAUCGAGAGGAGGGAGAAGUACAUUCGCGCCCAGCUAUCCGUCAUCAAGACUCUGUACAGGCAGAGCAUCUUGAAAGUCCGCGAGGAAAAGGCCAAGACUUCGGAUGACAGGGCUGUCAACGAUGCGCUCAUCCUGGGCCUUCAUAACCUCAAGUACGAAGAGCAGUCGUUGCGAUCUGAGAUCUCCGCUGCAGAAAACUAUGAUCACAAGUACAUGAAGCUUCCCCUCAUCUCCGUCGAAGAGUUCCUCGAGCAGUUCCCCGAACACAAGGAGUCCAACGAGCACGAACUUAUGACGGCGCGCAUCGAACACGAACAUCAAGUCCGUCUCAAGCUAGAAGAGCGACGGCAGGAGAAGCUCAAGCAGAAGCAGAAGCUCAUUGCCGAAGUCAAGAAGGGCAAGGACGAUCUUACCAAGCUGGACACAAUGGUAGAAAAGUUCAUCGAGGCUGCAGAACCAAUCAAGAAAGUUCUGGCUGCAGAGUAAAUGAGCACUACUGGAAGCUUGGAGUCGUAUGGAAAGUUACUACUAGACGUAUGCUUAUCUUUGUUUAGGUAUGUCGAUGUAUUUGGCCAGCGAAACCGUGGGAGGGCUCGCUCGUUCGCGCCUCUGAUCAUUGAAGUACUGCUUUCGAAGUCGCCUUCUAGGCACAUAGACAUGCACAUCAAGUCCUCGUCAUUCUAGGCAAUGUGGAAGCAUGAGCAUAAAUGGAUGCCUAGAUUAAAACCAGUGGAUCCACAGGCAGACGAGUUAUGCUAUCGACUAAAGCUUAGGCUUCAUCUUUGAGUGAUAUGCGCUAUCAGCGCCUGAUGUGUUUACGAGGGACUUAUUUUGGAGGGUGCGCUCAACCUGCGGAAGGAAGAUGGAUAUAGCCGCACCCUACGGUUAGCAGAGGAGAGCCAUGGGGUUCAUCAAGGAUCGUGCUGGUUAUUCCAAGGCAGAUCAGGUGUGCAGAAGCACAGGCUCUAGGCGUCACGUCACGUAGCAGCUAGUAAUGCAAGUGCGGUAGCUAGCAAUGGUAGAACCUUCAACGUGAACACGAUGUCAAAUUCUCUAUAACGGCCGUUUCAAGAAUCUUAUGCUUUUAGAAAAAUAUUAACAAUGUUUGAGCGGAACUACAUGUCUUAGAAGUGAAAGUGGAGGCGUAACGCUUGUGCUGCCCUCGAGUCC